AUCUCGAUUUUUCAAACCACUUUAAGCGCCAAGCCUGAAAAAUGCAGGCUCCCUUCACUAAAUCUCAGCUCCCUUUCCCGCCACCUCGACAUAGGGUUUAUUGUCGCUUUCCUUUUCCACAUUGGCGUACUUCUCUUAUCCAAAUUACUCGGACAAAUUCUCUAAUUGAAAAACACCAACCCUCAAUCCCCUCAAACUCGAAGAAAUGGCCGGUCAAUCUGACUCCCACCUUUCUCUGUUUUCUCCCGAAGAGGUAGAGUUCAUGGCUGAGGAUGAACUGGUGGAGAUUGUUCCCAAUCUGAGGAUGGAUUCUCUCAAUUUUAUAUGUGGGGAUUAUGGUCCAUUUUAUCCACAAAUAGCCACCCAAGUGCCAUUUUGGUUAGCAGUGGCUCUGAAGAAGCGAGGGAAGUGCACAAUUAGGCCUCCUCAGUGGAUGUCUAUUGAAAAUUUGACUCAGGUUUUGGAAGGAGAAAGAGAUUCACAUGCUUUUCAGCCUCUACCCUUUCACUAUGUGGAGAUCUCACGACUUCUUUUUGACCAUGCACGUGAAGAUAUUCCUGAUAUAUAUAUGGUGAGGUCACUUGUUGAGGACAUCAGAGACGUAAGGUUUCAUAAAGUGGAGACUAAUCUAGAAAAGUUUACUGCAUCAACAGUGACGUGGAAGAAUAUGUCUGCAAUGGAAGUCAAUAUAAUUCGUGCAUUUUCGGGGAGAGCCUUACAAGCAUUCUAUAAGCAUGAGAAUGAACAGGUGAUGCCAGAUACAGAUAGAACACAAGAUAGACAGCCGCAAAUACCUACCAUCAGGCCAAAACGGAAUCUGAAGCCUCGAUGAUAGGUCAUCAUCAAUUCUAAACCCUUCCCCAUUUGAACCUGAUAACAAUGAUCUCAGCAGGCUACUACAGAAGGUACUUCCAUUUUCUUUGAAACCCUUUCCAAAAAAAAAAAAAAAAGAAAAAUCUUAUCUAAUGCUCAUUGUAGUGAUAAAAUUACAGUUACUUCUCUGUUGAACCCUUUUGAUUAUCAUUCUAACAAUUAUUACUACUUUUAUUAUUUUACACAAUCUGAAAAA
Messenger RNA from Hevea brasiliensis (rubber tree), 1069 nucleotides. RefSeq names its product DNA replication complex GINS protein PSF2. Gene Ontology annotation, cellular component: nucleus; GINS complex. Bases 206 to 832 code for a protein of 208 amino acids. The transcript is spliced from 8 exons. Gene Ontology annotation, biological process: double-strand break repair via break-induced replication; DNA replication. NCBI's taxonomy places the organism in Eukaryota, Viridiplantae, Streptophyta, Magnoliopsida, Malpighiales, Euphorbiaceae. The record is from RefSeq and is a predicted model, not a curated record.